GUCGGGAGCCAGCGACGACGAGCUGACGUCGGACGUUCUCAGCCACUACAGCAGUGCCAGUGAAGGCACCUCCGUCCUAGAGGAGGGCACAGGUUUGCUACAAACGCGCACGACAGGGUUAUUAUUACUCGCCAUUUCAAUUCAUUUGCUUGAUGUACUAUGGGCAAAAUUAACUUUUUAAAUGUUUUGUUUAACUGGCGAUGGCAUUGAAUACCGGGGAUCCGUGAGCUGUAACCUGGGGAUCUGCAAAAUUAUUUUCAAUUAAUUAGCAGUACGUUUUAUUUUAUUUAAAAAAGGACAUACCUACACCACAUAUAUAGACCGACACAUCAGUAAAACAAACAUCGUGGAUAUGUAAUGUAAAUUGGCCAUUAUUUGUGUGAUUUUAAUUAGAGGAAUGAGCUGUAGAAUGCCUACUUCGGUCUUACGAGCAAAUAACUUUCGAGGGAACUACUUAAUUUACCGAUGUCGAUUUGAAUAAAAAAUAUAGUUUUGAGUCAAACGGGUACAAAUUUGGAAAGCGGCUAACAACGCCAAGUUUUGUUACUCGGUAAGAGAGGCUGCGAUUUAUGUCCUGCACACAAUAAAUACAGGGGAUGAAUAAUAAAAAAGGGGGGAAAAAUGAAAGAUGUGGCAGUUGGUAUCAAAGCCCGCUCAAAUUGCAAGGGAGGGUAAAUUUCUCGCUCACGUUGAAUUUAUGCUCUGAUCAAUUUAUCGGAUUGAUGCACGGGAGAAAGCUUGGAUGGAAGGCGGAAGGCGUUGUGAGAGACCUCUUUCAGUUUUCCACAUAUCUUUAUUUCAAGACUAAUGUUCAUCACCAACUCACUUCCUUUGUUCCUUCUAAACGACCAAACGCAGGAGGGGAGCAGGUGGACGAGCAGACUGCCCAAGAAGAAACGGAAGAUAAACUCAAGCAGUGCAUUGACAACCUCACGGACAAGAGUGCAAAGACUCGACUCGCGGCCCUUGAGUCCUUGCGAUUGGCCUUCUCAUCCAAGUUGUUGUACGACUUCCUCACAGAGAGACGCUUCACGGUCAGCGACUGCUUGGAGAGAAGCUUGAAAAAAGGCGGCGGAGAGGAGCAGGCUGCGGCCGCCACCGUCUUCGCACUGCUCUGCAUUCAGCUGGGGGGAGGAGACGAGGCGGCGGAGGGCUUCAACAUACUGCGCCCCAUCCUGACCACCAUCCUGAUCGACAACACUGCCGGCAUGAUUGCGCGUCAAAGUUGUGCCAGAGCUCUGGGGAUGUGUUGCUAUGUGUCUGCUGCUGAAGACGGAGAGGACUUGAUCAAGUCCUUGUCCCUGCUGGAGAGCGUGUUCAUGUCUUCCUACCCCAACAGAGAGGGAACGCUGCCCACCCCCAAACCCGGCAGCCCGGGGCUCCACAGCGCCGCCAUGCAGGCCUGGUCCCUACUGGUCACCCUCUGCCCCGCAUCCAAACUCUCUGUCCUGCUGCACAUCCACCUCCCCAAGCUACAAGCUUGUCUGCAAAGUAGUGACGUCAACUACCGGAUCACUGCGGGAGAAACCAUCGCCCUGCUGGUUGAGCUGGGACGCGAGAUCGAUGAGGACUUUGAGUUGGAGGACGGCGAAGGUUUGUGUGAAAGUCUGAAGAGUUUAGCGACAGACAGCCACAAACAUCGCGCCAAGAACGACAGGAGGAAACAGCGCUCCAUCUUCAGAGAGGUUCUACACUACAUUGAGAACGAGGACUUCACAGAAGAGAAGAUCAGGUUCGGAGUGGAGAGCGUGUACAUCGACAGCUGGACGAGGCGAAGAAUUUACGACUCCUUUAAAGAGGUCCUCGAGUCCGGGGUCAGCCACCAUCUGCAGUCGAACCCGCUUCUGAGAGACAUCAUUGGCCUCGGCCCCCCCGUCGUCCUCGACGCCGCCGUCAAAGCCAACAAGAUCUCACGAUUUGAGAAGCAUCUUUUCAACUCGGCUGCCUUCAAGGCCAGGACGAAGCAGAGGAACAAAGUCCGGGACAAACGGGCCGACGUCAUGUGAGGGCAGAAAAAAAUGCGACACCGAUCGACCGCCUUCGAGCAGAGCUCGCAUACGCUCGGUGAAUUAAUGACCGUGUAUGGAUUCCAAACGUUUUCCCUGCGAACACAUCUUCCAGAUUCGAGAUGGCUGACGCUCAAGCUCUGAUUGCCCUUAUAGGAAAAAAAUAUUUUGCCUACUUAUGAUACAGAGGAAUCAUUUUUAAUGAUUAUUUAAUAUUCAUGUUGAACUGUUAAUACUUGUCAAAUCACAGAGUUUAACUGGAAUGUAAAAUGCGAUGUGCCUCAGAACAGCAAUAGAAGAAGAGGCUUUCUUCAUUCUGUUAAUUAAAAAAAGCAUUUCCGGGGCAUCUCGAAAGUGUUCGCAAUGCUUGACUUUUUCCAUAUUUUAUGUUACAGCCUUAUUCCAAAAUGGAACAAAUUCUUUUGUUCUUAAAUUCUGCACACAACCUCGAAUAAUGACAAUUCCCCCCCCCCAAAUGUUCUGAUUAUUUUUUUUUUAAGAAAGGAUCACAAUUCCAUUGAAAUAUUCACAGCUUUUCCUCGAUACUUGAUGCAUCUUUGGCAAAAAUGAGCGCCUCAACUCGUUUCGAAUACGAUGCCGCGAGCUCGGCACACCCGAUCUUCGGGGAGUUACGUCCAGUCCUCCUGCAGAACAUUUCAAACUCCAAGUUGGAUGGCGAGCGUCAUUUUCAGAUCCGGCUAGAAAUCGAUCGCUGGUCCACUCAAGGCCAUCCGCAGAGUGGUCCUCCAUUUUAUUAAAAAAAAAAAAAAAAAAGUUUUUCACAUUGUCAUCAUAGGGUGUUGUGUGUAGAAUGUUGACGGGGGAAUUACAAACACACAAAAAAAAAUCCAUUUUCAAAUAAGAUUGUGAUGUAACAACUUGGGGAAAAAGGAAGCACAGUGAAUACUUAGCAGAUGCGCUGUAUGUUUCGCGGAAGGACGUUUCUGAGGCAUUUUCCAUCGGAGCAAUUCUGUUUUGUGCUUUUUAUGACCUGAUUGGUGCUAAUGACAAUGCUAACCUGUGACGAAAAACAAGCGAAGAAACAUUUUCGGAUAUAUUAUUGCUAAACAUUGCAACUCUUUAAAAAGUGUGCGUGUGGUAUUUGUACGCUUUGAGUUUCCAUCAACACUGUAUAUGCCUACCGAAAUUUCAACCGAAUGAUUGUCACCUUUUGUACGAUGAUUUAUUUUUUUAAAGGGGAGAAAAAAACCUUUUAACCAUCUUGUUGCUAAUUGUAUUUAAAAUGGUAUUUAAUUAGAAAGGGAAACGGUGCGAUGCACCGUGAGGAGACUUUCAAUAAUGUUAUGAUCGUGUUUACAGCUACGGGAAGGUUCCGGCCGAUGAAUAUGUGGCCGGCCGCUUUGUCUAUUUUAUUGCAGGUUGGCAUUACUUGAACCAUUAAAGGAAUGUGUUGAACGUUCA
This is a messenger RNA of Phycodurus eques (leafy seadragon), 3428 nucleotides long. It is a transcript of the gene ifrd2, whose product is annotated as interferon-related developmental regulator 2. The transcript is spliced from 10 exons. The record is from RefSeq and is a predicted model, not a curated record. The coding region runs from base 597 to 2006 and encodes 469 amino acids. Lineage: Eukaryota; Metazoa; Chordata; Actinopteri; Syngnathiformes; Syngnathidae.